CUGGGCCAAAGGUAGCACAGUGCGCACCACAAUUUCGAAAUUCCCGCGAAUGGCGAGAAAUGUCAAUGUAGCGUUACCGUCUGGAGAACACUUCCGCUGAAUAAUUGUCAACAAUGGCAGUCUGUGUCGCAGUUAUCGGCAAAGAUAAUUCACCUUUAUAUAUUGGUGGUAUCGGCAACGAUACAAGCACUGAUAAUGAACUGUCUCGUCAAUGGCUCGUGCACACUGCGUUGGAUGCUCUGGAAGAGAGACUUGCUAGUACUAAUACUAAUAACACAGGUGCCAAUACGAACGCCGCUCGCACCGAUCUGAGAGAUUUGUACUUAGGUCUACUAUAUUCGACCGACACUCAUAAAAUUUACGGUUACGUGACGAACACGCGCAUCAAGCUGGUUCUAGUGACCUCGUCUACGUCUCCAAGUGGCUCUAACAUUCGUGAUGCAGAAGUGAGGACAGCACUCCGCCGCCUGCACGCACUCUAUGCUGAUGCUAUCUGCAAUCCAUUCCAUUUGCCUGGAGAUCAAAUUACUUCCUUGAAAUUCGACAAACAAGUCAAGAAUAUUAUGCUUAACAAUGUUUGAUCCUGGUUUUCUCAAUAUGCUUAAGUGAAGUACAGUCAACGUCACUAGGCUAUUAUUAUUAUAUUAAUUUGCCAACGUAAUCUGUUACAUUAUUGAAUAAUGUUUGAUGCUUAAAAUAUAGGUUCCGUAUUAUCCUUAAAGCCAUAUAAAUAUUGAACAUUAUUUAAUAAUUGAUGCUUCCCUUGCCUGUGACAUUAUGCUAAAUGCUUGUGAUUGUACCUUCACAAUUUUCUUGUAACUCAUGUAACUGUUAGUAUAAUCUAUAAUAUAAAAAUAAGUCGGGUUUUCCUUCCUGACGCUAUAACUCCAGAACGCACGAACCGAUUUGCACGGUUUUGCAUUCGUUGGAAAGGUCUCGGGUUCUGUGAGGUUUAUAGCAAAGAUAAUUCAGGAAAAAAAAAUUCAUGGUGGCGAAACGGAAUUCGCCAGGUUUGCUAGUAUAUUAUAAUUUACUUUAAGUUAAUUGACAUCAAAUGAUGUUUGACUGUUUAUAUCCAUAAUUAUACUUAAUAAAUAAAGCUUUAUUUACUGGCACCUUA
Messenger RNA from Spodoptera frugiperda (fall armyworm), 1120 nucleotides. RefSeq names its product trafficking protein particle complex subunit 2-like protein. The transcript is spliced from 4 exons. Gene Ontology annotation, cellular component: nucleus; cytoplasm; TRAPP complex. Lineage: Eukaryota; Metazoa; Arthropoda; Insecta; Lepidoptera; Noctuidae. Gene Ontology annotation, biological process: endoplasmic reticulum to Golgi vesicle-mediated transport. The coding region runs from base 114 to 581 and encodes 155 amino acids. The record is from RefSeq and is a predicted model, not a curated record.